Glycine soja is the source of this 546-nucleotide messenger RNA. RefSeq lists its product as uncharacterized. The record is from RefSeq and is a predicted model, not a curated record. The coding region runs from base 1 to 546 and encodes 181 amino acids. Lineage: Eukaryota; Viridiplantae; Streptophyta; Magnoliopsida; Fabales; Fabaceae. The transcript has 2 exons.
AUGGAAGAGUGCAAACCAACUGCAACUCCAAUGAAUCAAAAGGAAAAGUUUUGCAAAGAAGAUGAAGCUAAAAGGGUUGAUGAAAGGUUGUACAAAAGCUUAAUAAGGUGUUUGAUGUAUUUGAUAGCAACCAGACCAGAUAUUAUGUAUGCUAUGAGUUUACUAUCAAGGUACAUGCAUUGUGCUAGUGAAAUUCACUUUCAAGCAGCAAAAAGAAUCCUUAGAUAUGUUAAAGGCACAAUUGAUUAUGGAAUAAGGUUCAGUCAAGUUAAAAGUUUCAAUCUUCUUGGUUAUUCUGAUAGUGAUUGGGCAGGAUGUGUUGAUGAUAAGAGGAGCACUUCUGUGUUCCAUGGAAGAACAAAACACUUCAAGAUCAAGUUUUUCUUUCUAAGAGAAGUUCAGAAGGAUGGAGAAGUGCAACUUGUUCAUUGUAGAAUAGAAUAUCAUAAUGCUGACAUUCUAACAAAGGCACUUCCUAAAAACAUAUUUGAGUUCUUCAGGAAAAGACUUGGAAUAUGCAGCUUCAGUGUCAAGGAGGAGUGUUGA